GACCGGGCGGCCCCCUGCGGGGACGGUGGCCGCUCCUCCUGCCCCCGCGGGCCUCAGCUAUUUUAGGGAGGGACGGGCGCCGGCGAGGAACGGGAGGGCUGCGGGCAGGGCUGCGGGCAGGCGGGGCCUCUUCUCCCCGCCUGCGCCGAGGGUGGCCCCCUCCUCUCAGGGGCUCGCGCCUCCGCCCGGGGGUCUCCGGGAAACGCUCGGAUCGCCCGCGCCCCCCGUCCUUGGACACUGGGGCGCCGCGGGGAAGCCUGGCUCAGGUCCGGGCUCCGCGGAGCCCGAUCGCCUCGGCCGCUGGCCCAGCCGCUCCGGAUCGUCUGUGGGGCUCGGCCGUCCCUCCCGAUCGCUGCCGCCUCCUCUGGGGCCCGGACUGCAGCCCUCGGGCCCGGUCACUCUCGUCAACUUUGUUCCAGGUGUCUGGUGACCCCAGGGACUCAUCUCAGGCUCCAGGGAUGGAUGAAGUGAAGAGUCAGUUCAUAGAAUCCCAGGCUGUGGGAAGGUGGAGAAUUUUGGAGGACUCUGAUGGCAGACAAGAGGAUAUGAAUUUUGAAGACGUGGCCAUUGCCUUCUCUCAGGAGGAGUGGGGGCUCCUUGAUGAGGAUCAGAGACAUCUAUACUGCGAUGUGAUGCUGGAAGUUUUUGCACUUGUAUCAUCUGUAGGUUGUUGGCAUAAGACAGAAAAGGAGGACGCCUGUUCUGCUGAGAGUGUUUCUGUACAAGGAGAGUCAAAAUUUAUGGCUUCUAAGACAGCUACAGCAACCCAGAGGACCCGUCUCUGUAAACAGUGUUUCUCAGUUUUAAAAGUUAUUCUGCACCUGACUGAGUCACAAGCAGCAUGCAUUGAGCAGAAAGCCUUCUUCAGUGACAAAUCUGUGAGAGACUUCUGUUCCAAUGUAAACCAUCACCAGCAACAGAGGGAUACCCGAGGAGAGAAGCCCUGGGAAGAAGCUAUAGAUGGGGCCUCCUUUGUGACCAGCUGCACCUUCUACUUAUCAGGGGUGCCUUCAACCACUAGGGAAGCUGGGAAAGACUGGCCAGCCAGCUCAGGGUUGUUGCAGUCCCAGGCAACUCUUAAUACCGAGGAGCCUCACAGUGGCAGUGAGACUUCACAGAAAUUUCUCAGUGGAAAAAGUCAUCAACAGUGUAGCAAACGUGAAAAUGCUGCAAGCCACAGACAUAAAUUUGUUCAAUAUCAGGAUGUCUGCUCUGGUGAAGUGAAAUAUGAGUGUAACAAAUGUGGAAAAGUUUUUAGAUGUAUUAUUAACAUCAAUCAACAUAGGGGAGGUCACACUGGAGAAAAGUCCUAUGAGUGUAGUAAUUGUGGUAAGUCAUUCAGCAAAAGCUAUAAUCUCAUUGAACAUCAGAAAAUUCACACUGGAGAAAAACCUUAUGAGUGUAGUGAAUGUGGGAAAUCUUUUAGGUACAAUAGUCACCUCCUUAAUCACAAAAGAGUUCACACUGGGGAAAAGCCGUAUAAAUGUAGUGAGUGUGGGAAGUCCUUCAGUCAUAACUCUAACCUCAUUAAACACCACAGAGUUCACACUGGAGAAAAGCCAUAUGAGUGCAGUGAUUGUGGGAAGUUCUUCACUCAAAGCACUAACCUCAGUCAACACCACAGAGUUCACACUGGGGAAAAGCCAUAUGAGUGUAGUGAUUGUGGGAAGUCCUUCAGUCAAAGCUCUAACCUUAGUCAACACCACAGAGUUCACACUGGAGAAAAGCUGUAUCAAUGUAGUGAUUGAGGGAAGUCCUUCAGUCAAAGCUCUAACCUCAUUCAACAUCACAGUUCACACUGGAGAAAAACAUUUUGAGUGUAGUGGAUGUGGGAAAUCUUUUAGGUACAAUAAUCACCUCCUUAAACAGAAAAGAGUUCACACUGGAGAAAAACCUUUUGAGUCUAGUGCAGGGGUGGGCAAACUUUUUGACUCGAGGGCCACAAUGGGUUCUUAAACUGGACCGGAGGGCCGGAACAAAAGCAUGGAUGGAGUGU
Myotis myotis is the source of this 1996-nucleotide messenger RNA. Its product is annotated as zinc finger protein interacting with ribonucleoprotein K-like. The transcript is spliced from 4 exons. Gene Ontology annotation, molecular function: RNA polymerase II cis-regulatory region sequence-specific DNA binding; DNA-binding transcription factor activity, RNA polymerase II-specific. Lineage: Eukaryota; Metazoa; Chordata; Mammalia; Chiroptera; Vespertilionidae. The record is from RefSeq and is a predicted model, not a curated record. Bases 459 to 1748 code for a protein of 429 amino acids. Gene Ontology annotation, biological process: regulation of transcription by RNA polymerase II.